AUGUCGUCCAUAACACUGAAAAGAUCAUACAGUCGAUCAUCAAUACUCUCCCAAGUUCACAACCUAGGGCUGAAUUAUAUCACCUGCCUAUUGUCUUCUGUCUCUGAACCUCAAUCUCACCAUUUCUCACCUUCAAUUCAAAAACAGCCUAAAUAUGGUAAUGGGUAUCAUUUUCUGAGAGAAAGUGGAACUGGGUUCUCUUCGCUUUUCAUGAAAACAUUGAAAAUCUCAUAUGGGUCUCACUGGGUUACUUUUCCUACGAAUUAUUAUGUUCGCCAGUUUAGUUCUCAUGUCGCAUUUGAGCCCUCUACUUCCUAUGGUCUUACAGUGGAUGGUAUCAUUGCUAAUAAUUGGACUAUGCUUGAUGAGAGUGAGAGUGAUUGGAAGAGUCAUGCCUCUGCUAUUGCUCAAUCCAUUCAUCUUAUCAAGAAACGCUUGCAGUGGAAGAAAUUAAUAGUGAGGUUGGAGAUAUUAUCAGCUCAGCUGAAUAAGCCGGACCUUUGGGAUGAUCCUGUUCGUGCAGGGAAGAUAUGCCGUGAACAUGGUUCACUUAUGGGUAAAAUGAAGGAGGUUAAGGGAUUUGAGCAAGAAUUGCUUGAGCAUAUCGACAUGAUCAAGCUUGCUCGUGAAGAGAAUGAUGCAGACUUGGAAUCGGAAUCUUUGAAAGCUUUACUCAGAAUGAGAAGAAGUACAAAAGAAAAAGAGCUUGAGGCGUUGUUAGCUGGGGAGCAUGAUUCCAGCUCUUGUUUCAUAGAGGUUCAAGCUGGAGCUGGCGGCACUGAGAGCAUGGACUGGGCUUCCAUGGUCAUGCAGAUGUAUAAAUUGUGGGCUCAACACCGUGGAUAUGGAGUUACUGUAGUGGACGAAAUGUCUGGUGAUAUUGCAGGAAUCAAGAGGGCUACAAUCAAGGUGGAUGGUGAAUAUGCAUUUGGAUAUGCAAAGGCAGAAGUUGGGGUGCACAGGUUGGUACGCAUCUCACCAUUCGAUAGCGGAAAACGCCGACAUACUUCAUUUGCUGCAGUUGCUGUGAUUCCAAUAUUGGGCGAUGUAUCUUCCCGUGUUCAAAUUAGUGAAUCUGAUCUCCGGAUUGAGCGAUUCAGAGCUGGGGGAGCUGGCGGCCAGCACGUUAACACAACCGAGAGUGCUGUGAGGAUAACUCACAUUCCUACAGGAGUCACUGCCACUUGCCAAAAUGAAAGGUCACAACAUCAAAACAAGGCUUCUGCCAUGGCCGUGCUUCAAUCCCGUGUAGACCAGCUGGAGAUGGCUCGCCAGGCUCAGAUGAACGCGCAACAUACACAGUCCCUCACUGAAAUUAGUUGGGGCAACCAAAUACGCACUUAUGUACUCCAUCCUUACCGCAUGGUCAAGGAUCUUCGUACUAACUAUGAGGUUUCCGACCCUGAUUCUGUCCUCGAAGGUGAUCUCGAUGGCUUUAUCUUAAGCUUUUUGUCAGCAUCCUUGGAUAAAGAUGAAGAUUACCUGUGACGUAAGCUCAGAUUUCAGUGGAACCUUGUUGAGUUACUGAAAAUGCCGCACCCUGUAAAUCUUAAUUGUGACCAAGUGAAUGCUCAAGUUCCCUUUUCCGAGUCUCAGAAUUUGAUUUAUGAUGGUACAAGUUCUACAAAAUCUUUAUACGACAAGAUCAUUUUUUUUGUAUUUCACUAUAGAACGCGUAGCACUUGAUGGAGAAAGAAGGAAAUAUUCUUUAACCAAAAAUUUCUUAAUGGCCGUGAUGGAC
Messenger RNA from Ilex paraguariensis (yerba mate), 1741 nucleotides. Lineage: Eukaryota; Viridiplantae; Streptophyta; Magnoliopsida; Aquifoliales; Aquifoliaceae. The record is from the annotation of a GenBank genome assembly.